AUGCGACAGAAGCGCGCCAAGACGUAUCGUCGCCUGGUGCAUCAGUAUGUGUUGUAUUAUCGCUUCCGUGAGCCGUUCCAGGUCCUGAUAGACGAUACAUUUGCCGAGUCUCUUGUGCGUCUGAAUGUGCAAGAGCCGCUCAAGCAGCUUGGCAUGGUGCUGCAAGCCAAAGUGAAGCCUAUGAUCACGCAGUGCUGUAUGGCCGCGCUGUACGAGGCCGAGAUGCACUCACAGGGGGAUGAAAAGCAGAUGUACAAGCGAGUGAUUGCGCUCGCGAAGGAGUGGGAGCGUCGAAAGUGCAAUCACAAAGAGACGCAGCCACCGAUCGAGUGCCUGUCUUCUGUCAUUGGCCCGGUCAAUCAGCAUCGAUACGUGCUCGCGGCCGAUAGUGCUUCUGUGCGCCGCGCGCACCGCCGCCAAGUGCCUGGACUUCCGAUGCUGCACUACUCACAAAGUGUUCUGAUCCUGGAGCCUAUGAGUGAUGUGACGGAGCGGCAUAUUGCGCAUCUCGAGCAGUCGAGAUCCGCCUUGGACCCGGAAGAGCAGCGCCUCUUGCCGACGAUGCCAGCGCCAGCGCCAGCGCCCGCGCCGAAGCGGAAGCGGGCCAAGGGUCCGAACCCGCUCAGCGUCAAGAAGAAAAAGGCCGCGCCGGCAGCGGCGCCGCCGACACCUGCCGCCUCUGUCAAGCGACGACGCCACAAGAAACGGGGCCGCGGCUCUACUGUACAAUAG
Molecule: messenger RNA, 732 nt
Organism: Malassezia restricta
Lineage: Eukaryota; Fungi; Basidiomycota; Malasseziomycetes; Malasseziales; Malasseziaceae
Product: U3 small nucleolar RNA-associated protein 23
Exons: 1
Coding region: 1-732 (243 amino acids)
Cellular component (GO): nucleolus; small-subunit processome
Molecular function (GO): small ribosomal subunit rRNA binding
Source: RefSeq, a predicted model, not a curated record